Messenger RNA from Mastomys coucha (southern multimammate mouse), 1265 nucleotides. RefSeq names its product shieldin complex subunit 1 (gene Shld1). Bases 262 to 882 code for a protein of 206 amino acids. The record is from RefSeq and is a predicted model, not a curated record. Lineage: Eukaryota; Metazoa; Chordata; Mammalia; Rodentia; Muridae. Gene Ontology annotation, biological process: positive regulation of isotype switching; negative regulation of double-strand break repair via homologous recombination; positive regulation of double-strand break repair via nonhomologous end joining. Gene Ontology annotation, cellular component: site of double-strand break. The transcript has 4 exons.
CAACAAAGAUGGAGUCGACGCUUCCGGUUCCGGGCGCUUGCGGUCAGCCGAAGGGAUCAGCUGAUGCCUUGGCUGAUGCUCUGCCUGAGCAAGUGUCUGCAGCGUGUGACUGGAUGUCCUCAGACAAGGACCUGGCCAGACGUCAGUGUUGAUUUGAGGCUGCUCAGAUGUGGGAGAUUGAAGGCCCUCCAGCUGAGCUCAUUCACUGGGAGCAGCUUUUAAAAUGUAAUGCUAAGAUGAUCUGCUUCAUGCCCAGGGCCUAUGGAAUCCCAGGAAGCCACACCCAGUAGCCUGUCAGGAGAGAGCUGUACCUUGGAUCUACCUACAGUGAGUGACGCCAGCAGUUAUGAAGCAUCCCAGAGAGCCAGCCAGGGAAGCAACAGCAACUCUCUGAGUUCUCUGGACUCCCAUCCUUUCCCUUCUUCGACUGCUGAUCCAGAUAGCAAUUCUCUAAAUACCGAGCAAAAAGGCUCCUGGGACUCUGAGAACUUCUGGCUUGAUCCUUCUUCAAAAGGCCAGUUGGAAACCAAUGAAGAGGAGGAUGGACUUCGGAAAUCCCUAGAUCGAUUCUAUGAAGCAUUUGCCCAUCCACUGCCAGGCUCUGGAGAUCCGCUCUCUGCAUCUGUGAGUCAGUCUCUGUCUCGGACAAUCUCUGAGCUCGAGGGCCAGGAGAGCCAAAGGUAUGCUCUCCGCAGUUUCCAGAUGGCCCAGGUCAUCUUCAACCGGGAUGGCUGCUCUAUCUUACAGCAGCAUUCCAGGGAAACCCGCUUUUACCCGCUAGAGCAAGAAGGCAGCUCUGUGGAUGAUGAAGAACCCACCCCAGGACUGUCAAGAGAGGUCAUUCGUUUCCUCUUAGAGCAGACUGUAAUGAAAGACUCAUAGCCGGUGCUGAUGUGAAAGCAGGCAGUGCUGGAGGGGAUGUGCUGUCGCCUGGUCCCCAGAGUCCAUGGGUAUGUGUGUGGAGUUCUCUGGCCUCUUUCUGUUUCCAGCCCUUAGCCAUAAGCUUUGCAGGUAGAGGCUAGCAUCGGCAACCUGAUGAUGGGGCCAGUAAACAUCUUGGUGUGCUACCUCCUACUUACCUUGGCCAAGGCUGCUACGGACUCAACUAGGGUUGAGUCCUAGCCCAGCUUCUUGCCUUAGUCUGUGCUCCUGAGUGCUGUCCUGGGGACCUGGCCAGAGCUGAGACUUCCCUGCUUGGCUUCAUCCAUCCCCCGACUCACCUACUGGUGUCUCUAGGGCCUUUUCUUAAUAAACUUCUAUCUGCA